Penicillium malachiteum is the source of this 1002-nucleotide messenger RNA. RefSeq lists its product as uncharacterized. NCBI's taxonomy places the organism in Eukaryota, Fungi, Ascomycota, Eurotiomycetes, Eurotiales, Aspergillaceae. The transcript has a single exon. The record is from RefSeq and is a predicted model, not a curated record. Bases 1 to 1002 code for a protein of 333 amino acids.
AUGAUCAAAGCUACGCAAAGAGCAUUUGAAACUGUGAAGAGUUUUGAAACCAUUCAUACCCUUCUUAUGUUCAAAAACUGGGACUUUUCAGUUUCUGAGGACCUUGUGAAAGAAUUGGUAUCCUUUGGCUAUGACGAUUUUAACUCUACCAACAUAGAGACCAUAUCACGUUUGCUUCUUGCUCACUUCGAAUCCGCAAUGCCCAUUACCGAAGAGAUCCGUUUGUAUACAGCUCAUUCACAUCCAUAUCCUGGAGAUAUCAUCCGUUUAUUUCUAGAUGAAAGGCGUCCCUUGGAUCUUCAGUCUUUUUGGGAGCGUCUAUGGCAAACUUUCUGUGAUUCUAGUGAAGAGGUAUCUGAUGUGCUACUGGAAUACACCACUCUGGAAAUUUCUAAGCGUACGCUUGAGAGAGUUCCGAGCCCGGGCUCCAAGCCGUUGAUUAGUAGCCCAGGCUCAUCUAGGGAUCAAGAUUCAUCUGACGAUCAGGAAUCAUCUGAUAGUGAUUAUUCAUCUGACCUUCAAAGCAUAUCUUAUCUUGAAAGCACAUCUGACCUUGAAAGCAUAUCUGACCUUGAAGCAAGAUCUUGGACUGAUGUACCAUAUGAAGCAUUGAGCAUCAGAUAUGAUUUCUUAUCCAGACUUGUUUGGUUCUUGGUGGAGCACAACUUCGCUAUCCCCCAAGAUGUUAUGGGCGUCAUCAUGGAAAAAGGACUCCUCGCAACGAUAGUCGCCGUUCUCGACCACAAUCCAUAUAUCAGCAUCACAGAUGAACUUCUCAAUGCUGCAGGGAAUAAUCCCGACUACUACGAUAUCAGUUGGCUUCUUUACAUGUUUUCGGAGUCAAUGGAGGUCGUUGGAGCUCCUGACGGCGAUAUUCAUAUCAUCCACUGGCCUCGGGAUUCAAGAGAGUGCAAUUUAUCCAGCUGCACGAUACCUCAUUCUGUAGCAGAGCACAAGGAUGGCUGGCACACAUCAUGGAAAUAUUCUCAGCUUCGCUAUUGA